Messenger RNA from Dendrobium catenatum, 1050 nucleotides. Its product is annotated as bibenzyl synthase-like. The record is from RefSeq and is a predicted model, not a curated record. Gene Ontology annotation, molecular function: acyltransferase activity, transferring groups other than amino-acyl groups. Lineage: Eukaryota; Viridiplantae; Streptophyta; Magnoliopsida; Asparagales; Orchidaceae. Bases 1 to 1050 code for a protein of 349 amino acids. The transcript is spliced from 2 exons. Gene Ontology annotation, biological process: polyketide biosynthetic process.
AUGACACCAAGAACUGACGGCUUCGCCUCCAUAUUAGCCAUUGGUAAGGCAACCACCAAAAACAUCCAAGAACAGAGCACUUACCCAGACUAUUUUUUUCGUGUCACCAACAGUGAGCACUUGAUCGAUCUCAAGAAGAAAUUCCAACGCAUAUGUGAUAAAUCUUCAAUUAGAAAGCGCCAUUUCAUUUUGAAUGAGGAGCUUCUCACAGGAAACCCUUUCCUUUCUAAGUUUAUGGAAAACUCUAUAAACGCAAGGCUUGAAAUUUAUACAAAGGAGAUACAAAAGUUGGCCAUAGAGGCAGCCACCAAAGCAAUUCAAGAAUGGGGACAGCCUAAGUCAUGUAUCACUCACCUCAUCUUCUCCACCUUGAGUGACACUAGCCUACCUAGUAGGGACUACCACCUCAUACAAAUCCUUGGCCUCAACCCAAAUAUUGAACGUGUUGCGAUCCUUCAACAUGGUUGUUUCACAGGCAAAACCACGCUUCGUCUUGCAAAGUGUCUUGUUGAAAGCCACAAAGGUGCACGUGUUCUUGUUGUUUGUGCAGAGACCUCCACCAUGUUGUUUCGUGGACCAUCUAAGGAGCACCAAGAAGACCUUAUUACCCAAGCCAUAUUUGCUGAUGGUGCCUCUGCACUUAUAGUUGGUGCCAACCCAAACGAGACUAUUGGUGAGCGGGCCAGCUUUGUCAUAACAUCUGCAUCUCAGGUAAUUUUGCCGAACUCAUCACAUGCUACUACAGGCCAUUUUAGUGAAGGAGGUAUCAAAGCCACAAUCCAUAAAGAUAUUCCGAACAUCAUUUCCAAAAAUAUUGGAAUGUACUUAGAAGCAGCCUUCACCCCACUUGGUAUUUCAAAUUGGAACUCAAUUUUUUGGGUGGUUCAUCCAGGUGGUCGAGUCAUUUUAGACCAAUUAGAAGAGAGGCUUGGACUAAAUCCAGAGAAGUUGACGAUUUCAUGGCAUGUGCUUCCUGAGUAUGGAAAUAUAAUGGGUGUAUGUGUGCAUUUUGUGCUUGAUGAGAUGCAUAAAAGGUGGGAAAGACUAUGA